AUGACUGGAGAAGAUCAAAUCAUAAGACGUGUUGACAGACACGGGUUCAUCAUUGAUAACGUCAAGACGACACGUAGGGAGUUUCCUGAUGUCAACAUAGUGACCAGACAGGGAGAUCUGAUGCAUAGUGUUGGUGAAAAUGGAACUGUGAAGAUUGUCAGACAGGAGAGAACAGAGGUAAUGUUAACUACACCAAAGGGUUUUAAACCAAGGGAACCGUGCCGUACAGAGUCGGGGGACAUUCUCGUUAAUCUGCAUAAUGAAAAACGAAACAAAAUCGUUCGUUAUCAGGGAGAAACAGUGAAAGAAGACAUAUAUAAAGAUGACAGUGAAAAAGAUAUCGUUAAAAAUGGUGAUGAUUUGCUGCUUUUGUACGAGAACAACAAUUGA
Molecule: messenger RNA, 390 nt
Organism: Saccostrea echinata
Lineage: Eukaryota; Metazoa; Mollusca; Bivalvia; Ostreida; Ostreidae
Exons: 1
Coding region: 1-390 (129 amino acids)
Source: RefSeq, a predicted model, not a curated record